UAGAAGUAGUACAUACUUUACCGUAAGUACUGCUGUUUGGUUGGCUAGCGCAAUUGAAUUGUUGUCUAUGAUGAGUACAUUUACAUUAUUUUGUGCAAUAUUGAAACCUGGAGUUCUGUGAUUGAGAAAAUAGACAUUGGACAUGCGUAUACCAUUUUGCACCUUAGGUAUCCUCGUGUCGAUAAUAUUGAUAGCCAUAAUAGUUUUUAACGCAUUGACCUCAAUCAUUACGGUACAAUUCUAUGGUGACGUUCUUUCUGAUUUCGUAGCCACAAUGAAAUAUCAUAAUACGCCACUUUUUCUGUUUCUAAAUGUAAUAUUUGUAGGAUUAAUAGGCCGUCCUUCAGUGUAUGCUACUGACAUUGUAGUCAGUAGUAUAUAUUGUAACCUAAAUAACUAGCUAGCUACAGUGAGCUAGAACACAAGACGUAGCUAGCUAGAUUCAUCAGCCGACUGCUACACAUAGCUAUCGCAAACGUUACUGGUUAGUUAGCUUGCUAAGUUACAGUGAUACCGCCACGUCUUCUUAACCUCCCACUGGGCUACUGAGUGACCCUUUACAAUGGCUGCUACAAGAAAACGAACGCGAAGAGGCAUCGAAGAUGUGAGCGACAGAAAAGCAAAGGUUAUUAAAUCCAGCGGUGAGAAGAGACACAUCGCAGCCCUUAUCCUGGCGAGGGGAGGCAGUAAGGGGAUCCCCCUGAAGAAUAUCAAAAUGCUCGCCGGUGUCCCCCUCAUCGGAUGGGUUCUGAGAGCUGCAGUGGACUCCAAACAGUUUGACAGUGUGUGGGUAUCAACUGACCAUGACGACAUUGAGAAGGUAGCCAAGGCAUGGGGAGCUCAGGUUCACCGCAGGAGCCCAGAGGUGUCCAAAGACUCCUCCAGCUCUCUUGACACCAUCCAGGAAUUCGCCCGAUUAAACCCAGAGGUGGAUGUGAUCUGUCACAUCCAGGCCACGUCUCCCUGCCUGCACCCCUUCCACCUGAAGGAGGCCCUGGAGAUGAUCACCAAGCAGGGCUUCACGUCCGUCUUCUCCGUGGUCCGACGACACCACUUCCGCUGGCAGGAGGUGAAGAAAGGAGGUAGUGUAGCCACCCAGCCUCUCAACCUGGAUCCAUCCAACAGGCCCCGGAGACAGGACUGGGAUGGAGAGCUGUGUGAGAACGGAUCUUUCUAUUUUUCCACCAGAGCCCUUAUAGAGGAAGGUGUUUUGCAGGGGGGGAAGUGGGCUUACUAUGAGAUGCUGCCAGAGUACAGUGUGGAUAUUGAUGUGGAUAUCGACUGGCCCGUGGCAGAACAGAGAGUACUGAGGUUUGGUUACUUUGGCCUGGACAAGCCUGAGGUGGUGCGUCUGCUGCUGUGUAACGUCUCCGGCUGUCUGACUGACGGCCGCGUCCUCAUCUCUGUCUCUGGAGAGGAGAUGGUCUCAGUCAACACCAGAGAUACUAUGGGUAUCCGCAUGCUGCAGAGAGAGGGGGUGGAGGUGAUCUUGAUCUCGUCCGGUGAGGACCCUGUGACCAAGGCCCUGGCUGACAAUCUAUCCCAGAGGACAGGCUGCGAGGUCAGGCAGCUGGGCAAGGACAUCCAGGGUGAGGUCAAAGCCAUGAUGGAUGACAAGGAUCUGGACUGGAAGGAGGUCGCCUAUAUGGGUAAUGAUGCACCAGAUGUUGACUGUCUGAUCCUGGCUGGGCUGAGUGCAGUACCCCGGGACGCCCCAGUGGUGGCGAUCAACGCUGCUAAAUACUCCUGCCACAGUGCUGCAGGCCUGGGGGCUGUGAGGGAGUUUUCUGAACACAUCCUGCUGCUCAAGAAGAAGGCCAAGUCUCAGAUGGAACAGGACCGCAUCCACAGAAAUACAUUCUAAACUCUAGAAUGUGUUCUAAAGUCACAGAGAUCCAUUCUAAACUCUCGAAUGUGUUCUAAAGUCACAGAGAUCCAUUCUAAACUCUAGAAUGUGUUCUAACGUCACAGAAAUACAUUCUAAAGUAGGGAUAGGCAUUAGAAAUAAUAUCAUGACAUUUUAUCGGAUAUCCAGAUAGUUUUAAUCAUGGACACUUGUUUGCUGCGCAGCCUGCAGGACUCGGGAGAUACUGUGGGGACAGGGACCAGGGGUGUGCGACAAAGGAGGGAGAGAAAAAGUAGCCUCUGACUCGCGCUAGUUAGACACUUGUAAAUGCCAUAGGUUAUCUAUCAUCCAAUAUGGCAGUGCAUGUCUUUACUGUCCUGAUCUACAACAACCCUGUUCAGAGUAAACAGCCUAUACUGAAGGUUGCUCAUUGUAGGCUACUCCUCAUUUAGUUUACUUAAUUCUGUCAUUUUAAUUCAACUUUUCUUUCAUUGCUUAGAGAUCUCCCACUUCACGUUGCUACACAUGGAGCCUCUGACUGUAGUGUCAACAACAGCAGGCUAAGUGAAAUCUGUGUAGGCUAAUACCGUAUGUAUUUUUAAAAUAUAUUCACAUUUGUGAUAUUUUAUUAAAUGAAGAAUUCCAAAUGUCAUGAGUGUAGAAAUGUCCCAUAGAUAAUUUUAUUCCGUUAAGAUGAAGCCUUGUCAUUGUUGAAAUAGGCAUGUGUAUACGAAUACUAAUGUCUGUUUGAAUAACUGUGCUCAUUGCUAGUUUUUACAGGUUGUCAGAUCAAGGUAGUUUGGGUUUUAUUUCGCUACAGGUUGUGUUGACAAAAAUGAAUGUCUUUAUUUUAAAUGAAGUAGUAUACAGGAGGCCUUUAAUUUACUUGAGAUUGAUUGUUUUUCUCUCCACUUUUUCAUGUUCUGUCUUAAUUUGGGGGGGAAAGUAUUAGGACAUUAACAUGGAGUUGCACUGAGAUUUGGGGUGUUUACUUUUGUAUUUUGCCUGCAAUUUGUUUGUCAAAUUAUAAAUGAUCAUAAACGUAAGAAACACUU
Oncorhynchus kisutch (coho salmon) is the source of this 2901-nucleotide messenger RNA. RefSeq names its product N-acylneuraminate cytidylyltransferase-like. Gene Ontology annotation, molecular function: N-acylneuraminate cytidylyltransferase activity. NCBI's taxonomy places the organism in Eukaryota, Metazoa, Chordata, Actinopteri, Salmoniformes, Salmonidae. The coding region runs from base 563 to 1864 and encodes 433 amino acids. The transcript has 8 exons. The record is from RefSeq and is a predicted model, not a curated record.